AUGGAGAUCAAGGAUCAAAGGUUGUUUAAAUGGCCAGAAAGGAUGAAAGCAUCUCCAAAUAAGAGGAGCAAGGGGCGGUACUGCCUUUUUCACCGAGACCAUGGGCAUGCCACACAUGAUUGUUUUGACCUCAAAGAGGAAGUGGAAGGAUUUAUCCCGAAGGGGUAUCUCAAGGAGUAUAUGGAAGAUCCCAAAGCGACUCAAAAUAGUGAGAAUGACAACAAGUCUCCUGCCAGGGAAAUCCAGACGAUAAUGGGAGGUUCAACAGAAUGGGAGUCCGGCAGGAAGAGGAAGGUGAGCGUGCGGGAAGCAAGAACAGGACUAGGGCAUUAUGAAGUCUACCAUACAGCUUUUGUAGGACGACCUUCAAAAAUCGAAAUUUCAGAGGACGAGACCGCCCACCUUUUCCACCCACACAAUGACGCCUUGGUUAUCACCUUACAAAUAGCCAAUACGAGGGUGCACCGAAUCCUGGAGGAUAGGGGCAGCUCGGCUGGCAUCAUCUCUUUAACAGCUUAUAAGGCUAUGGAUUUAGGAAAGAGAAUGCUUAAGAGCAGUUCCGCAUCACCAGUGGGUUUUGGGGGAAAACGGGUCAUCCGGAAGGCUAGGUAG
Molecule: messenger RNA, 612 nt
Organism: Momordica charantia (bitter melon)
Lineage: Eukaryota; Viridiplantae; Streptophyta; Magnoliopsida; Cucurbitales; Cucurbitaceae
Source: RefSeq, a predicted model, not a curated record